AAAAACUAGGAGAGAGAGAGAAAUGGAAGAAGAAGAAGAAGAGCAUGAAGUAUACGGAGGAGAAAUUCCAAUGGAAACUGAUACCUUAACUGCCCCCACUGAUGAUGAUGAUGCCUCCGUUAAGGAAUUGGAUGAGAUGAAGAAAAGAUUGAAAGAGAUGGAAGAUGAAGCUGCUGCUCUCCGUGAUAUGCAGGCCAAAGUUGAGAAAGAAAUGGGCUCUGUUCAAGAUCCUGCUAAUGCAGCUGCUUCGCAGGCAAACCGUGAGGAAGUGGAUGCACGAUCAAUAUUUGUUGGCAAUGUUGAUUAUGCAUGUACCCCAGAGGAAGUUCAGCAGCAUUUCCAGGCAUGUGGCACUGUGAAUCGAGUUACCAUUCUAACUGAUAAGUUUGGUCAACCUAAAGGUUUUGCUUAUGUGGAAUUCGUUGAACAAGAAGCUAUUCAGGAGGCACUCCAACUGAAUGAGUCCGAACUGCACGGACGACAGUUGAAGGUUAUGCCCAAGAGGACUAAUGUUCCAGGGAUGAAACAGUUUCGUCCGAGGCGCUUCAAUCCUUAUAUGCCUUACGGAUUCAGAAGACCAUAUGCACCUGCCCCUUAUUUCUACUCUCCUUAUGGAUAUGGGAAAGUUCCGAGAUUCAGGAGGGCUUCGCGGUUCAUGCCUUACUACUAAAAAAUGUU
Molecule: messenger RNA, 678 nt
Organism: Lycium ferocissimum
Lineage: Eukaryota; Viridiplantae; Streptophyta; Magnoliopsida; Solanales; Solanaceae
Product: polyadenylate-binding protein 2-like
Exons: 6
Coding region: 23-670 (215 amino acids)
Molecular function (GO): RNA binding
Source: RefSeq, a predicted model, not a curated record